AUGACUUCAAGUACUCCUUUUGUUCCCCCCUAUACCGGCUCAACAGUAGACGUUUCCGUCAUACUGGCCGAUGGAACCGGUGUACCAUGUGCAUGGAUGUUCAAGAACGCAAUUCCAGGUCACAACAUCUUAGACGUUCCAUGCUUCAGUUUCUUGAUCGAGAACAAAAGAUCCGGAAAGAAGAUCUUAUAUGAUCUCGCAACAUUCGACGUCCAACAAGGCGUAGCAGACCAACUUAUUGCUUCCAACAUCCCAAUCGACUCAAUCAAUGAAAUAAUAUGGUCUCAUCAUCAUAUGGAUCAUACCGGAGAUCCAUCCCUGUUCCCUUCGAGCACUUCACUCAUUGUCGGAUCAGGGUUCAAGAGUGACAAGACUACAUUCCCGGGAUGGCCCAGAAACCCCUAUGCUAUAACCGUCGAUGAUGCUUUUGAGGGAAGGAAGGUUAUUGAACUGGAUUUCUCUUCGAGCGACUUGCACAUUGGGGGGUUUCCGGCCUUGGAUUAUUUUGGUGAUGGGAGUUUUUAUAUACUCCAGACUCGGGGACAUAAUAAGUUUAAAACCUUCUUGUCUACGGAGUUGUUCCUAGCCAUGGAACUAAUCAAUUUGAAUUUUACGAUAGCUCACGAUCAUAUAAGUGCGCUCGCACGCACUGCGGAGGAUAAAUUCAUUUUCCUCGGUGGCGAUAUCUCACAUCACCCGGGCGAGUUUCGUCCAACGACCCAGUUACCUAUCCCGUCUCAAAUCGAUUCAUCCUUGCUCGGCAAUCACAUCCACCAAGGAGCUUCACAUCCAGCAAUUCAAAAAGAUGAUGGCUCUGAUUGCAAAACUAGUCCAUUCUAUGAACAUAACCACAUGACGAAUGCCUCUCCACAGGAAGCGCAAGUUACUAUUGAGAAAUUGCAGGGUUUUGAUUGCGUUGCUGAUGUGUUUGUUGUCAUUGUGCAUGAUAGUAGUUUACUUGAUAUCUUGCCGUUUUCCCGUUGA
Messenger RNA from Talaromyces stipitatus ATCC 10500, 984 nucleotides. RefSeq lists its product as uncharacterized. Bases 1 to 984 code for a protein of 327 amino acids. The transcript is spliced from 3 exons. The record is from RefSeq and is a predicted model, not a curated record. Lineage: Eukaryota; Fungi; Ascomycota; Eurotiomycetes; Eurotiales; Trichocomaceae.